Pseudogymnoascus verrucosus is the source of this 1563-nucleotide messenger RNA. RefSeq lists its product as uncharacterized. The record is from RefSeq and is a predicted model, not a curated record. The transcript has 6 exons. Gene Ontology annotation, molecular function: transmembrane transporter activity. Gene Ontology annotation, biological process: transmembrane transport. Lineage: Eukaryota; Fungi; Ascomycota; Leotiomycetes; Thelebolales; Thelebolaceae. Bases 1 to 1563 code for a protein of 520 amino acids.
AUGGCCACUUCCACAGACCAGGAAUCCCCCUCUAAGCAUGACGGCUCCUUGCGUUCAACAUCAAUCCAGUUGCAAGAUAUUAAUAAAGAAGAGGAGGGCAAGAAUAGUUCGUUAAAUGUGACGAGAAAUAACGAAACACAUGGUGCCGAGUCUAACGCAAACUCAAAUUUGGUAGGCUGGGAGGAUGGCAACGACGAGGCAAACCCUCAGAACUGGCCAGAGCCUAAGAAAUGGGGUAUGAUUAUAUUGUUGGCUUUCAUCACCUUUAUCACACCGUUAGCCUCAUCUAUGUUCGCCCCAGGAAUCCCUCAAGUAUUGGAAGAAUUCGGAAGUACAUCUAACACACUUGCUACCUUUCUCGUCUCUAUAUUCGUUCUGGGAUUUGCAUUUGGUCCACUGUUAAUGGCACCAAUGAGCGAGAUAUACGGGCGUCUACCAGUCUAUAACAUAUGCAAUGUCUUGUUCCUCAUCUUUACCAUUCUUUCAGCUGUUGCAACCAAUAUGGGCAUGCUUCUUGCUGUUCGCUUUUUGGCGGGCGUCGCUGGGGUCGCUGUCAUUACGUGCGGCGGUGGAUCGAUUUCGGAUAUGAUGCCUCCAGAAAAGAGGGGCAGAGCGAUGGCGAUCUGGUCUGUAGGUCCAAUUCUAGGGCCUAUGAUAGGACCUGUUGUAGGCGGGUUUCUAUGCGAAUCCAAGGGGUGGCGCUGGGUGUUCUGGGUUCUUACAAUUCUGUCGGGUGUCAUCACUUUGAUAUCAUUUUUCUUGUUGCGAGAAACAUAUGCUCCCGUCCUUUUAACCCGCAAAGUUGCCCGUUUGCGGAAAGAGACUGGUAAUACUGCUCUAUGCUCGAAGCUUGACACUGGGCUCAGUGAGAAGGACGCCUUUCUCUAUAAUAUUGUUCGACCAGCAAAAAUGUUCAUUUUCUCUCCAAUCGUCACUAUGAUGUGUGUGUACAUCGCCGUCGCAUAUGGAUUGCUUUAUAUCCUCUUCACAACUUUCACGUUUGUCUUCAGAGAUCAAUAUGGCUUCAAUUCUUCAAUGGCAGGACUAUCGUUCCUUGGCUCUGGGGUGGGCACUGUGGCGGGUUUAGCUUAUGCCGGCACGCUCUCUGAUCGCAGUAUCCGAUCGGUAAUCAAAGCAGGGCGGCAGCCACGUCCUGAGGACCGUCUUCCACCAAUUAUUACAUUCCCGGCAGCACUCGCCAUCCCAGCUGGCUUGUUUAUUUAUGGUUGGGGAGCUGAGAAACGGGUACAUUGGAUAGUUCCUGAAAUAGGAACAGCCGUCACUGGUUUUGGCAUGAUUGGAAUAGUCAUGUGUGUUCAGACUUACCUAAUAGAUGCCUUCACGAGCCACUCUGCAAGCGUCAUUGCCGCCAGCGCCGUUCUGAGAAGCCUUUUUGGUGCUCUCUUCCCCUUGUUUGGUUUGAAUCUAUACAACAAAUUAGGGCUUGGCUGGGGCAACAGUUUAUUGGCGUUUAUAGCUCUGGCAUUGGCGAUCGUUCCGUGGGCCUUUUGGGUGUAUGGUGAGCGUAUAAGGACGAACCCAAAAUGGCAGACGAGGUUUUGA